Penicilliopsis zonata CBS 506.65 is the source of this 725-nucleotide messenger RNA. RefSeq lists its product as hypothetical. Gene Ontology annotation, biological process: nuclear-transcribed mRNA catabolic process; mRNA splicing, via spliceosome; spliceosomal snRNP assembly. The record is from RefSeq and is a predicted model, not a curated record. Bases 277 to 645 code for a protein of 122 amino acids. Gene Ontology annotation, cellular component: U6 snRNP; spliceosomal tri-snRNP complex; P-body. Lineage: Eukaryota; Fungi; Ascomycota; Eurotiomycetes; Eurotiales; Aspergillaceae. Gene Ontology annotation, molecular function: U6 snRNA binding. The transcript has 3 exons.
CGGUGCUGUUGCUUCGGACGGCCCGGCUAUUGUUCCGGCUGCUUCGGACAACUGCUGGAGCUGGUGCAGAAACUCAGGCAGAUAUGAUAGAACACUAUUGAAACCUGCGAAGAGCUCAACAAAAUAUCUACAAGAGAUCCCGGCUGAGUGAGAAAUCAACGAGGGUUCUAUUUAUUCAAAAAUCCCUGGUUUUUUGUCGUUGCCAGCUAAUCUGGGUGACACCCCGCGGCUGAGGACCCUCUUUUUCACCUCCGCUGUCAUUAUACGACUUCCACAAUGUUGCCAUUGGGUCUACUCACGGCCGCGCAGGGCCACCCGAUGCUCGUCGAGCUUAAGAAUGGCGAAACCUUGAACGGACACCUUGUCAGUUGCGACAACUGGAUGAACUUAAUAUUAAAGGAAGUCGUACAAACGAGCCCCGAAGGCGAUCGUUUCUUCAAGUUACCGGAGGUCUACAUCAGAGGCAACAAUAUCAAAUACCUUAGAGUCCCCGAAGAGAUCAUCGACAUUGUGAAAGACCAACAGCAAACCCAGGCAUCAAACCGCGGUCGUGGUGGCCCGUCACAUCGGGAUGGUGGUCGAGAGAGAGGACGUGGUGGAGGUCGCGGAGGUCGUGGUCGUGGCAGGGGCAGGGGAGGCAAUUAAGCCAUCUUACGAAUCAGAAUAAUGGCAAGAAAUGAAAGAUACCCUGGUGUGGUUUUUGUGGGGUUAAUGCGCUGGAAGGG